Lycium ferocissimum is the source of this 2145-nucleotide messenger RNA. RefSeq names its product GDP-mannose transporter GONST2-like. The record is from RefSeq and is a predicted model, not a curated record. Lineage: Eukaryota; Viridiplantae; Streptophyta; Magnoliopsida; Solanales; Solanaceae. Gene Ontology annotation, molecular function: antiporter activity; GDP-mannose transmembrane transporter activity. The coding region runs from base 645 to 1808 and encodes 387 amino acids. The transcript has 10 exons. Gene Ontology annotation, cellular component: Golgi apparatus.
GCAAAGAUUGCAUCUUUUCUCAUUUCUGCGUAACUUUAAAUGUUCUCUUGGCUGAAGAUGCAGGGCUUAAACCUUUCUUCCCGUUUUUGCUUCGUUGGGAAGAUAAGAAUUGACCCUUUAGUAGCAUUUUCUUAUGGAAAAAAAAAAUUAUACUGAGUUUUAGAGAACCUCUAACUAUACGUGAAAGGAUAUAUUAUUAAUAUCCGAAUGAAAUGGACUCGUGUAGAUGGAUAGAUAGGAUUCAUAUAGCCUAUCUUAUCUAAUUUUAGGAUUGAGGGUAGUUGAUUCAUUGAUCAAAUGAUGGGUUCUCCAUAGGUUAGCAGUUAAUCAAAUUCAGUUAACGAAAAGAAAAUAGCAUUGAAAUCGAUUUUUAUUGACCAACCAGAAUUGCCUUCCAUGAUCUAUAACUGCCUCAAGAUGUCCAAUAUAUAUACAUUAUUGGACCUUUUGACUAACAAUCAAGAAGAUCUUAUGAAAAUUGAACAUUUUCGUUGAAGAUAUAAAACAGAUAUUGGGCAUUUUAGAAAAAUAUCUCAUGGGUGUUCCAUCUAACUCGAAUGCACGGUUUUAUACGAUUAGCUGCACUUAUGAGUACUUUGACUGGUGUAGCAGACUGCUGAUUGAUUUUAGCUGUUGUCGAUUCAAUGUCCUCUGCGGUUAAGUUGGAAUCAGUUAUCUGUCACAACAGUGAGUUGCCAGAUUAUACAUCUGUAAAUGGGCAGGUGGCAUCUGCCAAAAGAUUAAAUGUGGUACGCAAAAUCCUUGACGGAUUGCGUAGACAAGGGGAAUGGUCGGCUAUCAAGACAUCAAUUGGUGCAGUUCGAAGAGUAGCUAGUGGCAGGUAUUCCAAAAGUAAUCGAGAUGUGGAUAUGGAAGAAAAAAGGGAACAUGGAUCUGGAAGAAAAUCUGGACCUCUUUUGUCUGGAACUGCAUAUUGCCUUUCUUCUUGUUGCAUGAUAAUGCUGAACAAAGUUGUCCUUUCAAGUUAUUCGUUCAAUGCUGGGGUCUCAUUGAUGUUUUACCAGAAUCUUAUCAGUACUCUUAUAGUUGUUAUAUUGGGUUGCUCUGGAGCAGUUACAGUGGAGAAGCCCAAUUGGAAGCUAAUUAAAGUUUGGAUCCCCGUGAAUUUGAUCUUCAUUGGCAUGCUUGUUUCAGGCAUGUAUAGUUUGAAAUACAUAAAUAUUGCAAUGGUGACAAUUCUGAAGAAUGUGACAAAUAUUUUAACAGCAAUAGGAGAAUUGUAUAUUUUUGGGAAGCGGCAGAAUCAGAAAGUGUGGACUGCCAUGUUUGUUAUGAUUAUCUCUGCUAUAUCUGGAGGUAUAACAGACCUCUCAUUUGACGCUACGGGGUAUGCUUGGCAAUCAGCUAAUUGCAUUCUCACUGCAAGCUACUCACUCACAUUACGACGUGUCAUGGACAGAGCAAAGCAAUUUACAAAAUCUGGAUCUCUUAAUGAAGUUUCAAUGGUGUUACUGAACAAUGGGAUAUCUAUACCUUUUGCUGUCGUCUUGAUCUUCCUGUUCGAUGAAUGGAGUUACGUUAUUAAUGCGGAUGUAAUUAAGAUACCUAUGUUUUGGGUUGCUGCAACAGCCAGUGGACUUCUUGGGUUAGCCAUUAGCUUCACAUCUAUGUGGUUUUUGAAACAAACUGGGCCAACCACCUACAGUCUUGUGGGUUCCUUAAACAAGAUUCCCAUUUCUAUUGCUGGCCUUUUAGUGUUCAAGGUUCCACUCAGUAUUCCCAAUUUAUUCAGCAUACUUUUCGGUCUUCUUGCUGGCGUACUAUUUGCCAGGGCUAAGAUGUCUUGACUCCAUGCUACACUUGGGUCAUAGAUAAGUGAUUUGCAUCCUUGAAAAUCAAACGGCCCGGCAUAUCUAUCAAUAAAAACUCUAAAUACACCAAGGGAUUCACACAAAUUUCCCUAUACAAGUCAUUUGUAGGCAGUAGUGUCCGUCAGAGGCUCAUUCAAGUGAAAUGGAGCAUCUAUCAAUUUUGGUUUUUGUGAGAGUAAUUAUUCAAUUCAGUCAUCUGAACAUCUUUUUCUUUUUCUGGAAUAUGGUCAAAAUACUUCAAAAAGAUACAUAUACUGUAGAAAGGGAUAAAAGAAUUCCCAAUGGGAUUAAUGAAAAUAUUAUAAUUGUAUCA